This is a messenger RNA of Kickxella alabastrina, 3830 nucleotides long. RefSeq lists its product as uncharacterized. Lineage: Eukaryota; Fungi; Kickxellomycota; Kickxellomycetes; Kickxellales; Kickxellaceae. The transcript has a single exon. Bases 200 to 3424 code for a protein of 1074 amino acids. The record is from RefSeq and is a predicted model, not a curated record.
CGGCGACGAUUUCAGCAGCCCUGUCAAUCCGGCGCGGCUGCCUGAUAUCACAAAGCAGGUGUACCGGCGACGCGAGAUCCUUGCCCCUGAGCACAUCUACUUGCUCAAGGAGCUGUUCAAGCUGCUCUCACACUUGCUGCAGCAGCCGACGUACCACGACAGGCUGCGCAACUUGAUUGAAACCAACCUCCCCCAGACCAUGCGCACUGUCGUCACGCACCCGGCAGCGUUCGGCGGAAACAUUUACGGGCUGGUUGUCUCGAUAACCUCCAUGCUGAUUCACAACGAACCCACCAGCCUGCCGAUUAUCCAGGAGGCGGGUCUGCCCGAGGCGCUGCUGGAAAAUCUGGAGACCCGCCUGCCUUACAACGGCGACGUCGUCAUGAAUAUCCCGGGUGUUUUAGGGGCCUUCUGUUUGAACGAGGCGGGUAUGGAGCAGUUCCGCAAGUCAUCGAUCGUCCCCAAGGUCCUGAGCGCCUUUUCUGACCCCGACUUUGUGCGUGUACUGCAAGAGGGUGAUGUGCCGGGCUCAUUCGGCGCGGCACUGGACGAGUUUAUGCGUCACUUCCCAGCAGUCAAGGAGGAGGUCAUGGAUGAGGUCAUCCGGAUGCUCCAAAACGUGGUCAAAAUGGGCACCAGCGAGUCACCACUGACCGAGCUCGGGCCUGGCAAUACGUUCUUGCUGCGUUCGGCGCAGGAGAGCGAGAUUAAAAGCUACCUCGACGACUACUACGGCAUGAUGCUCGAGUCAGCGACCACGUUUCUCGAGGGCCUGCUCGAGCAGCGCUCGCACAGCCAGCUGUUCCUCAACAAGGACGGCUGGGACAUUGUCGUCAAGGCCAUGCGCUCGCCGCUGCUGCCAUUUGACUUUGUCAAGUCGCGCACAUUCAAGUCGCUGCACGGGCUGGCGAGCACGCUGAUUGACACGUCGCAGGAGAAGGUGUAUAAGGCGCUGUUCAGCGAGCUCAGAGAGUGCCUGGCGCUGCCACUAGCCGUAGCAUACCAGAAGCCGUCAACCAGCGGCGAAAGUGAUUCGCUCGACAACGUGGCUGCCUUUUUGGCGCUCAGCGACCCGACAUCGUUAUCUGCGGAUGAGUACGCCUCGGUGCACAUCAAGCUGCACAAUACCAUCAGUGCGGCAGGACUCGUGGCACUGAUAGCCAACAUGGCUGGUGGAUUGAACGGAGGGUCGCUUACGCGCAGCCUGAAGGACCUUUCCGACGUCAUUGCGGCCGACGACUUUGUCGAUCUCGUCAAGUCCAUUUGCGCGCUUUACUGCGGUAGCAUUAAGAAGGCUGUGGCCAUCGAGCAUGCGCUCACACUGCUGCCUGAGAUCAGUGACGACAAGAAGGCCGACGGCAAGAUCUCGUCUGCAAACCCUGCCUCGAGCCAGGCGCAGGCGCAGACGCAGGCAAUGGAUGUCGACUCGGGCACACCCACACCUGCGGCUAUCGAGCCUUACAUUCGGUUCAACAUGUCCAGCCUCUCGGAUGUCAUUGUCACGCUGACAGUCCAGACGGGAGACCUCAUUGAGUGCCUGUCGAACAGCCUGGGCCUGACCACCAAGGCGACAACGGAAGGCGCACCGCCGAUUAAGCUUGGCUCACCGAUGGCCAAGGCGCUGACCGACUUUGUCUUUGAACUGCUGCGUCUCUGUAAACCAGCCGAACACAUGAUCACAGCUGCGCAGCUGGUAGACCAAGUCAUGAUAAUCAUCAUGAAGACUAUGGUGUUUGCGCGCCACCGCAUCUACCUCAAGCUGCGCGUCUUCAUGAUGUUCAUCGAACUCCACGGGCUGAAGGAGUUCUGCCAGCAGCUUCAGUACAUGUGGGACUGGGCCGUUACAAUCCCUGCUGUUGAGGCUGCCGCGUUGGACAAGGCGUCCGACGCGGCCAAGCCUGCUGAUCCGAACGCCGGCCUGCAGCAGAUCAUGAACAAUGCGCUGGAGAGCAUGCUGUCAAUCCUGAGCUUCAUCGUCGAUGGCGAGCCGCUCAUGGAGUCUCCCGAGCUGCCGGCGCUAUGUAAGGGGCACGAGGAGCAGCAGUGCUGGUUCCGCAUGAGCGACUUUAUGGUCGAAGUGCGCCUGCAAGCCCUGCCCGCCUUGCAGCACAUCUGGGAGUCGCAGCUGCUGUUCACGGGAAGCAACAACCUGAUGAUGGCGUUCAUGUCCUGCUUGGCACCGGUGCUCAACGCGCAGCAUGAGACACGCACCAACUCGUCGCGGAUGGGAUUCCGGGCGCACUUCCCUGGGCUUGUCGAGCGCCGGCGUGUCGGACAGCCUGCUGCUGCCUCUGCAGGCGCUGCCGGCCGCGGAUCUGGAGCACAGACGCCCAUACCAAUGUUGGGGCGCGCCCUGGGAGCGGUUGAGCGGUCAUCCCCGCUGGCGCAAACUCCCAUCCAGCCGCUCUCCGCCGAAUCUUUGGAGAUGGAGACACAGCAAAGCAACAACGAUACACCUGAAGCCACCCCUAGUGUCAUUGCAGCACCAGCCGGUCCCAGCAACGACCAGAGCCAGGGCAAUGACCGCAGCAGCGAGGGCGAUUUCGCUACGCACAUGUCUAUCGACUCGGUCGAAUCGCCAGUCGUGCCACCCGCAUCUGUCGAUAAUGCCGAGGCAGCUGCCGUCGCUAUAACUGAGGCUGAGGCUGGCGAGCCAUCUGUGGCUCCGACGGGCAUCGAGCCCUACAACUUGCCCUCUUGGCGCGAAGCAAAGGACGCCGAAGAGACCGCCGAGCGCGAGCGUUUAAAGAAGAUCCGCGGCGCGCUCCGCGAUAACAUCACGCCGCGGGUGAUAGCUGUGGUCGACGAGUUCAAGAGCAAGGCUGUCGUGCAGGUCAAGAGCGCACUGGAGCUAGUGCUCCAAAUGGGCGACUCACUGGCGGACAUCAACAUGCUAAUGAACGCGUUUAAACCGCUUCUGGACUUUGCCAGUAACAUGGCGGGCGAUGCCGCCAGCGGUGACCUUGACGAGAGGCUCGCUGCGCACGCGUAUCUGUGGGCAGUUGUGCUAAGCAGCUCAGUGCUACUUGAGAACAUUUAUCCACAUAUGGGAUCGCUCAGCCCGCAUAUUUUGCGGGCCCUGGAGGCGGCAGCGCGGCGCGAAGGACGCUCGCCGCCUUGGUUGACCGCUCUGUUGCUUGUAGCAGAGCAGCUGUUGCAGCGUGACAUGCGGCCUGCAAAGGUCAAGCUGGAAAGCAAAGAGGAGUUCCAGCGCAUCGCCAAGCGUGGGCUGACCAAGCUGCCGCCGUCCAAGGAGCCCAUCGAUCCGAGCGUCGCGCCCGCCGAGUCCUCUGUUAGCAGGGAGGCCGAAGCAAUUAGGAGCAUGUUUGCACAGCCUUUACUGCAACGCUUGCAGCCACAGGGCUCGGCCUUUGAGCAGAUUUUGUUGGGCCACGAUGAGGAAGAGGAAGAGGAGAGGCGAUGACCUGUCUGGUGACGAUGCACAGGCGCAGCCAGGCCAACAGACCACUUCUGUAGCUGGGCCGGCCGAGCCAGCCAGCAGCAGCGCCGAUGCCAGCAAGCCACAGGCGUCGCCGCCCGACCCCGUGUUCAGCAUUGAGCAGCGAUUUGAGCUGCAACGUAUUGCGACCCUGUUUUUUGCUGCCCCAGUGCCCGAAUUCUCCGGUCGGCGCUCAACGCACUCAUGCGGCUGAUUGUCAUUCUUACACGCGAUCCACAGUUUGCCGUCGAAUUCCUCGACAGCGGCGCGCUGGCCAGCGUCGUGCGGACGAUGCGGACAAUGUCAACCGGAGAGCUGCCCAGCAUUAAGGCCACAGCCAAGGAGCGCACGCCGCUCGGAUUUGUCAACGCGCUCAUGAACGUCAACAAGG